AUGGCGAGCUCGCUACAAAACCUGUGGGACGAAGGCAUCGUCCACGCUAACCGGCUGACCAAUUAAUAGACGUCAGUGCCAGCGGGUAAAAAUCAUCGUCCCUGGAAGGGGGCCAAAAUUCGGAAAAUGCGCAAUGCGCUGAAUGCGAAUGCCAAUACGGCUCUCUCUACAUAAUCUUUCACGUAGACACACAUCUCAGCUCCACACAUGCCCUCUCCCGAAUCUAGGAAGCCACUGAUGCAAAGAGCGGAGGACAGCAAAAGGGUUAAACUCAAGCCCAGCCGAAGCCAGGAUAUCGUGGAUAUCGUGGUAUGCUGCAUCUCCCAAUUUGAUGAUCGUACACUCCCAAGAUCCAACAGUCAUCGUGUCAGCAGCUAGAUGACUCAAACGAAAUUGCAAAACAUA
Molecule: messenger RNA, 405 nt
Organism: Ectocarpus sp. CCAP 1310/34
Lineage: Eukaryota; Phaeophyceae; Ectocarpales; Ectocarpaceae
Source: the annotation of a GenBank genome assembly